AGCACAGAGCCUUUAUCUCAUUGGUGCCACCUGCCAAGGCAGGAAAGGAACGCCUGGCCAUUUGGAGAGAGCUGGAUGGUGAUACAAUGACCACUAUAAAUGUGAGCCGGGCUGGCUAGGGGUGGCCAGGGAAGGACAAAGGCAACUGCAGGGUAAGAGGGGUCACCUUCUAAGAUGGAGAAGUUCAAGGCUGCGAUGUUGCUGGGGAGUGUUGGCGAUGCACUGGGCUAUGGAAACGUGUGCAGAGAGAACAGUGUUUUAGGUUCAAUCCAAGAGGAGCUGCAUAAGACCGGCGGACUGGACAGCCUCGUGCUCUCGCCCAGAAAGUGGCCAGUGAGUGACAACACCAUCAUGCACAUGGCAACCGCUGAGGCCCUCACCACAGACUACUGGUGCCUAGAUGACCUGUACCGUGAGAUGGUAAAAUGCUGUGAGGCGGUGGAGAGACUUUCAGAACGUCGGCCAGACCCUUCUACUCUUGAGGGCUGCUCCCAGCUGAAGCCAGAUAACUACCUCCUCGCCUGGCAUACUCCCUUCAAUGAAAAGGGGUCAGGAUUUGGCGCUGCCACUACAAUGUGCAUUGGAAUGCGGUACUGGAAGCCAGAGCGGCUGGAGACCCUCAUUGAAGUCAGCAUUGAGUGUGGGAGAAUGACCCACAACCAUCCCACAGGAUUCCUUGGGUCUCUGUGCACUGCCCUGUUUGCCUCUUAUGCAAUCCAGGGAAAGCCACUUGUACAGUGGGGAAGAGAGAUGCUGAAGGUGGUCCCACUGGCUGAGGAGUACUGCAGGAAGACCAUCCGGCACAUGGCAGAGUACCAGGAACACUGGUUUUACUUCGAAGCAAAGUGGCAGUUUUACCUGGAGGAAAGAAAAAUCAGUGAAGACAGAGAGGACAAAGCCACCUUCCCUGACAACUACGAUGCAGAGGAGAGAGACAAGACCUACAAGAAGUGGAGCUCGGAAGGCCGAGGGGGACGGCGCGGCCAUGAUGCCCCCAUGAUAGCCUACGAUGCUCUCCUUGCUGCAGGGAGCAACUGGACGGAGCUGUGCCAGCGGGCCAUGUUCAUGGAGGGUGAGAGCGGGGCCACCGGGACCAUCGCGGGCUCCCUAUUCGGGUUGCUGCACGGCCUGGACACUGUUCCACGGGGCUUGUACCAGGAACUGGAGCACAAAGGAAGACUAGAGGAUCUGGGCACAGCCCUGCACCGCCUGUCCACAGAAGAAAACUCCAAGAGCAGCAAGGUUUGCUGUGAGAAGAUGGCCAUCGACGCUCAGACGCUGAAGAAGAAGAUCAGCAGGACGUGCGACGAGGCAGCUCGCACUCUCCUCAGCAGCCUCCUACUCUAUGUCCUGGACCGUGCGGAUGGACCCCAGAAGGCAGAAGACAGAGCACACAGGGCCACCCGCCUAUCCCAACACCAGGAGGUGGGCCGGAGACCCACACGGUUCCAGCUUCUACAGGCUAAGUUCAUGGGCACUGGCCGGGAGCCCCACCUCAAGAAGACCCGGGAGGUGGGGAGGCUGAUCUCCAAAGACAAGCAAGGACCUGGUAGGAGUUUCGUCAAUGCUACUAUCAACAAGCUUCUGGAAAAGACCAAGGAAGGAUCCAGCAGUAGUAGCCAGAGGAUCCUAGCCAGUGAGAAGUCGCGGUGGAUUCCCUCCAGUGGGAAGAACACUGUGAAAAACAUUCUAAAGAAGUUCCUGGCUGCAGAAGAGAAGGAAGUUAAGGCAACACAUGACAAAGCCCCUGCCCAGAGGCCUGGAGCUGCCAGGGGCCUCCUGCCAAGACUUGUGGGCCGGAGCUCCAUCCUCUCCAAGCUGAGGGAAAGAUUUGAACAGAGUAGCUGCCUGCACUCGGAGGCUGGUGUGCUGCCCCUGCACAGGGAAGGACGGAAGAGCAAGAGCCUACAGAAGAAGAAAGUGCACAGGCCACAAGUGCGGGUGCUCCACAUGACCACCAUGGCCACCAGCUGUACCAGAAUCCCCCCCGCCCAGUUUCUGGCCUGCACAGCUGAGCCCCUGCCAGCCCUCAGUAUUGCCACCAUUGUCUGUGGCCCCCAGAGCUGGUUGUCCCACUGUGCAAAACUUAGUAACUUGGAGUCCAGACGCUGGCCCACUGGAGAAAUGGUCACGUCCCCCAACACAGAAAACCUGGAACCUGGAGGAAACAACACGCAAGGACUCGGGAAUGAAGCACAGGAGGAACGGCUGAAGUCCCCGAUAUCCCAGGAAGUGGCUCAUGUGGCCAGUCACGUGGCUGUGAACAUGGCUUUCUCUGGCAUGUCUGCCAAAGGCCAAGCCCUACCUGGCCAUGUACCAGUGUUGUCCCCACUUGGACUGGACAGCCCCAGAGGUACUUGGUCGGUUGGAAAGGACAGAACGGUGGAGCUCAAUACACAAGAGGUGGCAGCCGACACCCAGGGAGUGAAGGAUAAUAUAAAAGAAGCGCCUGAAAUCAUCAUGGCUGUGUGCAGCUCAGAGGAUGAAGCAGAAAGAACACCCUCAGGGUUAGAAAGAGAGCCCUUUUUUGCCAUCCAGAGACACCUGCCAGAACAAGAGGCAGCGACACAGAUCCCCCUCCUAGGCCCUUUAGCAGUGCAGGCUGAGCGGCGGGCACAACCCGCCAUCAAGCCUCCGCGGAUAACAGUGCAGCUUCCUGUGGUUCAUGAAAUGCCAGCCUCUCCUGGUCCUCCGCAGGGUGCAGCACGUCACGAGGACAGAUGUUCUCAAGUUGUGAGACGAGAGGAUGUGGACAAAAGUAAACGAGCAGCAUGUCCCACUGUGAGUGAAGUCAGGAGGGGUCCCCAAGCUCCAACAGUACACAGUACACCCUGGGGAGUGCCAGUGAGUCUGCAUCCUGCAGUGGAGUGUGGACCCCAGGAAGACCUAAGAGAUGGUGCUGAUGUCGAUGGUGGUGCCUCACAGAGGUUCCUAAUACCAGUUCCUUCUGGAACUGUUCCUCGUGGAACAGAGAGCAAACACGGCCCUGAGAACACGCAUGAUCCCAGGAGUUGCAGUGGCACCUCAGAACAGAGUGUCACUGACCCUGACUGGAAACGACAUCUGUGUCCAGAGUCAAAGGAAGCACCUACAGCUAGCAAUGGCAUUGCUGGGAGAAGCUACGCAGGAGUGGGCACCUGCUCUGCCACUGACCUCCAGAAAGGGGUAUCCACCACAGUGCUGGUGCCACCCCAGGACUGCAGAAGGCCUGACAGUUCCAUAGCACCAGGCAAGGACAUCAAGUUUGGACAGGAAGCGUGCCAAGGGCCCCUGAGCGAAUCAGCUCUACCACCAAGCAUCACUCAGGAAAACAUCAGCCAUGAUUUGGGCAACAACAGCCAGUCCACAUUAGAUAAACAGCCUAUGAUAAAUAUCAAAGCCUCUGGGGAGGUGACACCUAUAGGGAAUGUUACUGGUCUCCCAAUACCACAGCCAGAUAGUACCCAAAACCCUGAAUACAAGAUAAUAGCACGGGCAGCUGGUGCUCAGGACACUGAACUCCAGAGGAUGCCACAUACAGGUGAUUCCAAGGAUGCCGAAUACAAGAAAACGCCACAGACAAGCGGUGCCCAACACGUUAGACACAAACAAAUGUCAUGGGCAAGUGGUACCCAGAACAGUGCAAACAAGAUGACAUCACAGCCACGUGUUUCUCAGGGUGUUGAGGCCAGCAUCCCACCACAUCUAGGUAGUUCCCAGGAGCCUAAACACAAGGCACCACUAUGUCCAAGUGGUACCCAGGAUGUUGACCACAAGACAACACCAAAGCAAGAUGCUACCCAAGACACUAAACAGAUGGCACUAUGGGCAGUUGGUGCCCAGGACCCUGAACACAAGAUGGUAUCACAGACAGGUGAUACCCAAGAUGCUGGACACAAAACAACUACAUGGCCAGGUGGUACCCAAAACCCUAGACAGAAGGUGACAUCAUACCCAGGUGGUACCCAGGACACUAAGUACAAGACAAUACCACACGCAGAUGGUACCCAAUACACUGAGCCCAAGAUGACAGCACAGGCUGGUGAUGUCCAGGAUGGUGAAAACAAUACAACAUCAUGGUCAGGUGGUGUCCGAGACUAUAAAGACAAGAUAACCCAGGAACCCAGCAGCCAGCCUUCUUCGGUAUCAGGCAGGUCCUCAAAGCACAAGAGUAGAGCCGCUGAAGGAAGGAUCUCAGAAGACAUGGUGCAGAGCCAUCCCCUACAGUCAGCAGCCCCAGCCAUUCAGCCCGGGAAAACCGCAGAUUCUUGCCUGGUGUCUACUAAGUUUCCACCAUGCCUUUCAAGUGGGCCAGCAGUGAGGGAAAUCAGCUCAGGUACAGGGAGCAAAACUACAGCUGUGGAAAGAGACCCUCUGGGCGAAAACAUAUCAUCCCCAGGGUCACAUGAGAACCCAGCAGAGCCUCUGGACCGGUCGCAGCUGCCCUCCGUGGGUCCACAGACACUGGGAGGAAAGUACCCUGAAAGAGAACAAGACCUUUCAGGAGCAGCACGCUCCUCCAUGCAUCCUCUAAGUCCAGCCGCAAAGGGAGAGGCCAGGCAGCUGGAGCUAGCCCAUGGUCCAGAGCCCCCUGUCCCCACCCAGAAGGCAGACCAUAGGUCUGUGCCCCAGGCAAAAAGUUUGAGGGGUGAAGCCAAAGAGAAUCUAUCAACACAGGUGGGCAUGGGCAGGCCACAGAGCCACCUUGGAUCAGAGGAAACUGGUACAGGGCAUGUAAGGUUAAACCAGACUGGACAGUCAGGUGUUUCAUGUGUGGCAGAUCCUCAGAAACAGGCUUCUCAGGGCCUAGGAGCCAAUGAAAAGAUGCCAGUGGAGGAGAAUCCCUCCCAGCACAAGCCCAAGGGUCAGGAGCAUCCUCCAAGGCCACUGGGGAGGCAGGAAAGGAGCCCAACUCAAGGAGAGAGCCUUCGGGACAAUGAUACCCCACGGAACCCUAGUAAGCCUUGUGGCCUGGCUAUGCAGAAACGAACCCACAGUCAGGGACAGGCCAGCCACCCAGUACCUCAGGUCCAGGGGCAACCUGACAACACAACCGAAGGAGUGUCCCCUGCUAGGACAAGUGGAGAACCUCCAAGAUCGGGCCCUACAUUAGGCAGUCAGCAAAGCCCAAGUGCCCAGCCCACUCCCCGAGAAAGCCAGCCCCUGGCUAGUAGCAGGACCACAGUCCGCUCCCUAGAGAACACAGACAACUCUCCCUGGCUCACAUCUAAUGCUGGAGGCCACUCCGUCUUCCAAGCCCCUGGCCAGGAUGGGCCUCCAAGUGCCCCCAGGACAGAAAAGGACCAACCAGACCAUAGGCAUCGCAGGUCGGUGCGCUUCGCAAAGUAUUAUGCCCAAAGCUUCAGUGACCAGAAAGCCUUCGAUCUGUCCUUCAGGCCCACAGUCCUCAGGGCCAGCGACACCUUUGAGCCCCCAAAGUGAGAGCUCUCUUUGAGCCAGCAUGCCAGUCUCCAAGUGAACAUAACUUUGAGCAUCCCCUACAGAGGAAAUGUAGCCCUUAGCAUCCCUCAUUUCCUCUCACUGUACAUGAACUAACCCUGGGGAUGCAUUCAAGAGGUGCUUGUUCAUGUUCCAGGCAGCUGUGAGACCGGAAGAUGUUAGCUAUCCAAGGCUGCUGGCUGUGACCCAUGGCUUUCACACAUCCUCUGACCAGCACUGUGACUUGGAGGACACAGAGCACUUGAAGAGAGAUCAGUGUCAUAGGCUAAGAGAAGUGUCCCCUAGCCCUCUGCUCCUCAGAGCUUCCCAACCAUGUCCCUGUCUACUACCCAAAGUGGUGCCUGUGACCUGUGACCUAUGACCUGUGACCUAUGACCUGAACCUCUCAUAUAUGGGAAGUGCAGUGUUUGCCUAAGCCAUGUCUUACUCCUAAGCUGGUACCAGAGUCUUGCUGAUCACAGGAGACAGAACCUUGGGGUCAGGGACUGGAUUGUCUCCUCAGCAGACAUCAGGAAAAUACUGUAAGGAGCCUCAGGAGGCUUUCCCAGCACUCAUCUGAGGCACACAAUUCCAAUCAUGCUUUUGUUUAGAACUGGGUAGAGGUUAAAAACAAAAACAAAAAACCAACACUGCUACUGUGACUGCCUGCAUCCUACUCUCCAGCACCCAUAGUGGGAUUCGUAAAACAGCUUUUCUAUCCUGCUGUUGGCCAAGGUGCACAGGGUUUCCAGCUGCUGACUGCCCUUCUGCUUGGAGCAUUUGCUCUUCUGAGGCAUGUGAGGAAGGUGAGAGCCAGCCAUUGCAAUACUGCUCAGGACAGUUUUCAUGAACAGCUUACAGUUUCCCGGCAGCCCCUUGGUGUGUCUGCUGUAACCUGGACCGCCCUGGACAUGUUAGAGACUUGCUGUUUGGUUUUCUCACAACUGAGAAAGUCCUCCAAAGGCUCCCCCUGCUCUGGAGACGGCUCUCUAUUCCCUGGGAUUUCCUUUGUUUUCUAGCUCAAAGAUCCUUAACAAGAUUGUCCCAUCCUAUCCUUGAGGAGUCUGACUAUGGGUGGCCCCCACCCCAGCUCAGGGAAGCCUGAGUGAACAAACAGGCCAUUGCACAGGAACCCAAGCCCCUGAUCAAGCAGGAGGCACGAGGCCUUUGUGUGUUGAGCUCAGCCAGAGUAAGCUCCACAACUCCCUGCAGUCA
This is a messenger RNA of Acomys russatus (golden spiny mouse), 6633 nucleotides long. RefSeq lists its product as uncharacterized. Lineage: Eukaryota; Metazoa; Chordata; Mammalia; Rodentia; Muridae. The record is from RefSeq and is a predicted model, not a curated record.